AGUCUUGCCCGGCUAAAAACUAAAUGCAUUGAUUUGAAAGGCUACUAUAUUCCCAGUAGAUAUUUUUACUUUGCUUAAUAGGGCAAUUUAUUGUGCUUUCUGUUUCUCAUAUUUUUGUGUGAAUUUUCUUUGUUAUUAAUUGAGAAUAGGCAACUAAAUUGUAAGUUGUUAUUUUUCAUUUCAAGUGGUGUAAUUAACUUAAUCUUUGAUGAAGAUGAAAACUCUUGAGAAGGGAGCAGUAGUUGAUUGGGGUAUCACUCCAAUCGACCACUCAAUUUGUACGAUUCUUAUUUCAACGUGUGAAUCUUUCCUGCGAAUAAGACACUAAAUAAGUCUUGACUUCAAUUUAUAUUCAACUAUUAAUUAAUAUUUUCAAUGACUAGUAUCUUUGCCUGAGGAUAGAUAACCAUGACUUGUACCUAGACCUCUUACUAUCAAUGCUUUUUAAAUGUUGAAAGUGAUUCAAGAUUUUACACCAAUAUCAUUGAAUUAUUUACCCAAUAUAAAUGCAAAUGAAAUCCUAAUUGCAUAAAAAGUGAGAAAUAAUACCAUUAUACAAAUGACUAAGAAUUUUUUAUUCUAUUUCCCUCAAUAUCUCAAAUCUGACAAAAACAAAAAGCAAUGAAAUCCUAGUUAUCUGGAAAAUAGCAUGUCAAAAUUUGAUGCCUAUUUUCGUGGAUAGAGCUCAAACCUGACUAAAAGACAAUGUGCUCUAGUUUUCAGUAUCUACUUUAAAUGUUUCUUCAUGUCCAAUGUUCCGUUUUUUUGUUCUGCUGUCCUAUGAAGUUUUUUUCUGAGUAUUUGAAAAUCUUCACAAUUUCUUGGCUGGCGAUAAGUUUUCCUCAACAUUGUACCGUUUUGUGGACUGUAUUUUUUUAUACUCUUGAAAACGGUUUCUGCCGUUUCUCAUUUAGACUGUAAUUAUUAAGGAAGUCUAAAUUCUAAUAGUUUGACAGGGUACUGUUCUGAUUUGAAAUUCAGUUUGAACAUGAAUUUUCUAUACAGAUUUAAACUGUAUCACACAAGUUAUAUAUGACAUGAAAUGCCAUCUUAAUAAUAUGUUUGAAUUGAAAACUGCAUUUUCAGCAAAGUCAGGUAUUUGAGUAAAUUCCAAAUUAACUAACUUGUAUUGAAUUCUAGAUUCAACCACACUACAACAUAAGGUCUAUCGCUGGAUUUUGAAUCCCCAAUGAAUAUGAUUUAUUUUUAACCCUGUCCCUAACCAUAACUUGGGUAGGUAACGUGUUGCUAGACCUCAAGCUAUCAUUUAUAAUUCAUAAUAUAAGUUGUUAAUUUUGAAUUUAUUCAAAUACUUGAUAGUUUUGUACAACCUUGUCUGUUAUGGUAACGAAAUAUUGUUCAGUCUAAAUAUCAAGUUCAUUAUUUGUGUAUAUUUUCCUAAAGUUCUUUUCAUUCUGGGCAAUUUAAAAAUCUUGGCGAGUUAUCAUUAUUUUCAUAUUCCACUUUGGGCUCGACAUGUUAAAGUUCAAAUAUUAUUUUUUGCUUCAUUUAACUCAAUUAAUAUGAGUUUGUCAAACUGUAUAUUUUCACCUUGCUUGUAUUGUAUAACUAGACAAUGACUUUUGAAAAACAUAUCGAUAUUAUCAUUAGGAUAACAGUUCAGUAUCAUUUGUUAUUCGAGUCUUAUUAUUGACCUCGUUGAAAAUUACAAUCUUUUAUUAUAUUGAUUAGACAGACCAGGAGAAUAUUGCUUGCUUUUUUCCACAAGUCGACUUUUAAUGAAACUAUAGGUCUUUCUUUAAUUUUGAAAACCUAUACACUUUAAUUUAGAUGUUUAAAAAUUCGUUUCAACUUAUUUAACUUCUGUUGCUACUCAUUAACAUGACCAAUAUUUCAAUUUGACAAUUAUCUACAAUAGAACAUCAAUAAACAUGAUUUAAAAUUUCAAGAUACGUUUUUACAAAGAAACAUAGUCAAAUCUUGUUAAUGUAUAUACCAUGAGCAUUCAUAUUAUCAAAAUAGGCAUAGAAUUACAGUUUACCAUUCUAGAAUUUUGGGAUGAUAUUGAUAUGUUUUUCAUUGUCUACACUUUUCACAUGUCUCAUUAAAGUGUUGUCUUAAUUCGCCACAUUGUUUUUUUUUUGCAAUAGAUUGUUGCUAUUUCCAGUUAGAAUUUUGGCCAAAAUAACACAAUUUUUGUGAUCUUGUGGCUGCAUUUUUCAAGAAGAAAAUAUGUCUCGUUUUUUCGGAGCAUCAAGCUCUGAUACUGAUGAGUCCUCAAGUGAUGAUGGAAUGGCGCCUGCACCACAGAGACCACAGUCAACUAGAGUUUUUCUGAUGAGUGACGAUGAAGAAGAUCAGAAGAGAGUUGUUCGAAGUGCGAAAGAAAAAUCUUGGGAAGGCCUCGAAAAUUUGAUCAAAUCAAUGAGAAAUGCAAGAAAGAUCAACGACAUGGUCAAGGUUCUGGAUGAUUUUGACAAUCUCUGCAAACAAUAUGUGAAAGCAAAAAAUGUGAUUGCAAAAGAAGGAAUCCCUCCUUUCUACAUCAGGAAUUUGGUUGAAACUGAGGACCAUAUCAAUGAGCUAUGGGAAGACAAGGAGGCUCGUAAGAAGAUGAGUAAAGUCAACUCAAAAUCAUUAAGUACAAUGAGACAGAAAUACCGUCGUUACAUUCGGGAUUUCGAGAAGGAAAUGAAGGAAUAUAGGGAGAACCCAGAUGCUGUUGAACAUCAUAAAGAAGAGGAACCUUCAGAGCCAGAGAGUUCUGAUGAUGAAGUCCAACCCACUGGAUUCCUGAAAGCCCCUGCCAAGGCAGCAACUAGUUGGUUGAAGAAAGAACCAAAAGGAGGAGAUGAUGAUGAUGAUGACAGUGAUAUCUGGAUGAGUUCUUCUGAGGAUGAGUCUUCUGAUUCUGACGCUGAAACUGGUGGAAGGCAACUCACUGCUGAGUACUUCUUGAAAAAAAAACCUGGUACAGAGAGUAAAGAAGAAACUGAUAAACCUAAACGAAAGAGAGAACAAAAAGAGGGAAAGAGUGGGAAAAAGAGUGAGGACGAGGAGGAGGAAGAGGAGGGCUGGGAGAAGGUCAAGCAAACAGGGAAAGGGAAGCAUGGCGGACCGAUUGUUUUAUUUAAAAAGGAUACUGAGAUUGACCACAAGGUGGUGUUGAAGAAACUGAAUGAAAUUAUUCAAAACCGAGGACGUAAAUCUACCGAUAAACAAAAUCAAGUUGCCCUUCUGAAACAGCUUCGAAUUAUUGCUGAACAACAUUCCCUUGGACUUGGAAUCACAAUCAAACUUCUGUUCAACAUUAUCGCGGCUUUCUUUGAUUACAACACAAAGACUAGAGAUUGCAUGAAGACUGAACCAUGGAACGAUGUCCUGAAACAUCUGGAAGAAUUGCUGGAUCUACUGUUGACUAAUGACAACAUACUUGUUUCUGAGAAUAUCACAGAUACAUCCGAGAAUAUGGAGGACAGCACUGUUGAAUACAGAGUGAAAGGCAAUGUUGUUGCUCUUUUGGAAAAACUCGAUUCUGAAUUUAUCAAAAUCUUACAAAAUGCCGACGCUCAUUCAACUGAGUACGUUCAACUGUUGAGAGAUGAAAGUAAAGUCAUGAAAAAUAUCCAGAAACUGAGUAAUUACGUCGAGGCUAAGGGAUCAAGUGAAGACAUCUGCGUUGCUUAUCUGCUCAGGAUUCAGCAUCUUUACUAUAAAUUCGAUUACAAAGCAAGAGAUGAAAGAAUCGCUGCUGAAAAAAAAGAAUUGGAAUUUGAGGGCAUGACUGAGGAGGAAAAGCAAGAUGUUGAAAAAGACCCGGUUCUUGCUGAGCUCGGCGAAAAUUCUGCAAAGGUCAUGGAUGAAUUGUGCAAGUUCAUUUAUACAAAAGAUUCUUCUGACAGAAUAAGAACAAGAGCUAUUCUGCACCAUAUUUAUCACCAUGCCUUGCAUGAUCGUUGGUAUCAAGCCAGAGAUUUGAUGCUGAUGUCACAUUUACAAGAAAAUAUUGGAUUUUCUGACGUUCCAACUCAGAUUCUGUACAAUCGUACCAUGGUUCAGCUAGGAUUAUGCGCGUUCAGACAAGGAUUGAUGCAGGAAGCCCAUAAUGCUCUGGUGGAUAUCCAGUCCAGUGGUCGGGCAAAAGAACUUCUUGCUCAGGGUCUCCUGAUUCAGAGACAAGGUGAGCGAUUGACCCCUGAACAGGAGAAACUUGAAAAGGGGAGACAGAUUCCUUUCCAUAUGCAUAUCAAUUUGGAGUUGCUUGAAUGUGUUUAUUUGGUAUCUGCAAUGCUUCUUGAGAUCCCAUACAUCGCUGCCCAUGAGUUUGAUGCUCGUCGUAGAAUGAUUUCUAAACAAUUUCAUCACCAAUUGAGAGUCAGUGAGAGACAGGCACUCCUUGGACCACCAGAUAACAUGAGGGAACACGUUGUCGCAGCUGCAAAAGCAAUGAAGAUGGGAGAUCAUGUGACUUGUCUGCAGUAUAUCAUCAAUGAUAAAAUGAACAAUAAGGUUUGGGGAUUGUUUUCUGAAUCCCAUAAAGUCAAAGCAAUGUUGGAGGAAAAAAUUAAAGAAGAAUCAUUGAGAACUUACUUGUUCACUUACAGUCAGUUCUAUGAUAAUAUGAGCAUCUCUCUAUUAUCCGAGCUUUUCCAAUUAGACCAAGCGUCCUGUCAUCGUAUCAUAAGUAAAAUGAUUUUUAAUGAAGAACUGGCAGCCUCUUGGGAUGAGCCUUCAUCUAGUUUGGUUCUUCAUAAAACUGAUCCUACUAGACUACAGAAUAUGGCUUUACAAUUGGCUGAUAAGGUGACAGCACUAGUUGACGUCAAUGAAAGAAUCUUGGAAUCGAAAAGUUCUGGAGGUGGAUUCCAGAAUUACAGACAAGACGGUCAAGAUCAAAGGAAUUACCAACAAGGUGGUCGUGGCGGUAGACGCAAUCAGCAGAAUUACCGGGGAGGUUACAACAAUAGGAGAGAAGGCGGGGGUGGGGGUGGAUACUUUUCCAAAGGUGGUUACCAAGGCAAUCGAUCUGGUGGUUACCAAGGUAACCGAUCUGGUGGUUACCAAGGCAACCGAUCUGGUGGUUAUCAAGGCAACAGAAGUGGUGGUUACCAGGGAUCUUAUGGGAAUAGAAGUGGGGGUUAUCGCAAACAAUAUUAAAUUUUUUGAAAUAUUCGGAUGUUGGGCAGAACGGAUAACGGAUUUAGGCACUUCUUGAUAUAUCUGGCUGCAUUUGUUUUUGCAUUUUACUGUAAUACACCUAUUCUGACAUCUUUGGCUUGAAUAUCUUACGAUCUUUCUAUUAGGAUAAAAUUACAAUUUUACAGUGUGUAAUCUCGAAAGAUCAAGAUUUCAUUGACCAAUUACAACUCUUAAAAACUAUUUGAUUUUUGGUGGCCAAUUCUUGGGCAGGGGAAUCUGGAAUUUAUUAAUUCCAUGCUUGCUGUUAAGUGGCUAUAUUAAUUCUUAUUGGAGCUUAGGCACUCAAAAAAUUAACGAAAUAAUUUAUUGCUGGGGGGUGUGAGUGAAUGCGAUAAAAUAAUGCUUUUCGAACUACACAACUGUCGUCUAUUUAGCCCACUGUUCUUAUGUAAAUCAAUCAUGUGUGUGCCAUCGGAGUUUUAUGAGCAGAUGUUGUGUUAAUAUGGAUUGAAAUGAAUAAAGAAAUUGUUCCAGUA
Messenger RNA from Styela clava, 5636 nucleotides. RefSeq names its product eukaryotic translation initiation factor 3 subunit C-like. Lineage: Eukaryota; Metazoa; Chordata; Ascidiacea; Stolidobranchia; Styelidae. Gene Ontology annotation, biological process: translational initiation. The record is from RefSeq and is a predicted model, not a curated record. Gene Ontology annotation, molecular function: translation initiation factor binding; RNA binding; translation initiation factor activity. Gene Ontology annotation, cellular component: eukaryotic translation initiation factor 3 complex.